AUAGUAGCAUUUUAUUUACGGCUAUAUAUUGAUACUCUCUCAUUUCAUACUCUAUCCCGCACUCUUGUUGUCCAUUUCUUCUUUCUGGCCAUGUGCUUUGCGGUGCCCAUUUGAUUUAUACAUUAUUAUUAUACAUUUCCCUCUUCCCUUUUAUUUAUUAUUAAAAAAGUCUCUUUAAGUCACCUAGGUAGCUCGUUCAGCUCAAGUUCAUUCAUUCUCUAGCUAGCUAGGCACUCUGCCUUUGAUAAAUCAAAGCUGAGAGAUGGCUGCAUUGAAUAUUAGUUACUUGGUGGUGGUGGAGUUAUUGUGUGUGUUGGCCAUCAUCACUACUACUACUGUUGCUGAAGAUCCAUACAGGUUCUUCAACUGGAAUGUUACAUACGGCGACAUUUAUCCACUUGGUGCUCGCCAACAGGGAAUACUUAUCAAUGGCCAAUUCCCAGGUCCUGACAUUCAUUCUGUUACAAAUGACAAUCUCAUUAUCAAUGUCUUCAACAGCUUGGACGAGCCUUUUCUCAUCUCCUGGAACGGAGUCCAGCAGAGAAGGAACUCAUACGAAGAUGGAGUGUUUGGAACAACAUGUCCCAUUCCCCCUGGAAAGAACUUCACAUACAUACUUCAAGUGAAGGAUCAAAUUGGUAGCUUCUACUAUUUCCCAUCCCUUGCAUUCCACAAAGCUGCUGGUGGUUUUGGAGGCAUUAGGAUUCUAAGUAGGCCAAGAAUUCCAGUUCCCUUUGAUGAUCCCGCCGGUGAUUAUACCGUCCUUAUCGGAGAUUGGUACCAGUCCAACCACACAGAUUUGAAGGCCCAACUUGAUAAUGGUAAGAAGUUGCCUUUCCCUGAUGGAAUCCUUAUCAAUGGUCGUGGUUCUGGAGGAGCAUCUUUCAAUGUGGAGCAAGGAAAGACUUACAGGCUUAGAAUAUCAAAUGUGGGGUUACAAAAUUCACUCAACUUUCGCAUACAAAACCACAAGUUAAAGUUGGUAGAAGUGGAAGGAACACACACCCUCCAAACCACUUACUCAUCCCUUGAUGUUCACGUGGGUCAAUCAUACUCAGUUCUAGUAACAGCAGAUCAACCUGGUCAAGACUAUUACAUUGUUGUUUCCUCUCGAUUUACCACUCCAGUACUCACCACCACCGGAGUUCUUCGCUACAGCAACUCUGCCGGCCCAGUAUCAGGCCCACCCCCUGGUGGACCCACAAUCCAAAUUGACUGGUCUUUGAACCAGGCCCGUUCCAUCAGGACAAACCUUACAGCAAGUGGACCAAGGCCAAACCCGCAAGGAUCAUACCAUUAUGGCAUGAUAAACACAACGAGGACAAUUGUACUUUCAAGUUCAGCUGGUCAAGUCAGUGGGAAGCAAAGAUAUGCAAUUAACAGCGUGUCUUAUGUUUCCCCCGACACUCCUCUUAAGCUGGCUGACUUCUUCCAGAUAUCAGGUGUUUACCGUCCUGGAAGCAUCUCUGAUAGACCCACUGGUGGUGGUAUAUACACUGACACUUCUGUUCUUCAAACUGACUACAGAACAUUUGUAGAGAUUGUUUUCCAAAAUGAUGAAGACAUCCUUCAGAGCUAUCAUCUUGAUGGCUACUCUUUCUUUGUUGUUGGUAUGGAUGGAGGACAAUGGACAAGUGAUAGCAGGAACCAGUACAAUCUUAGAGAUGCAGUUUCCCGUAGCACCACUCAGGUAUAUCCCAAGUCAUGGACUGCUAUAUAUGUUGCGCUCGACAAUGUGGGAAUAUGGAACUUGAGGUCUGAAUUUUGGGCACGACAGUACCUUGGACAACAGUUUUAUAUGCGUGUAUAUACAACAUCAACCUCACUCAGAGAUGAAUACCCUGUUCCUAAGAAUGCACUACUUUGUGGUAGAGCAGCUGGAAGACAUACUCGACCCCUUUAAGUUACCAAGAAGAACUUGGAGAACAAUCCCACUUAGCCUUUAGAAUAUGAUGAAAAGCAGCUACCUUAUCUGCUUCUUUUUUUGAUUUUAUUGUUUGGUAUUUUGAUUAAUUUGUAUUGUCCUGGUAUCAUGGAAAUGUAUGAUUUGAACUAUAAAUGACCACAGAGGUCACAUUCUUUCUUAAGCAAACACAAACAAUAUAAUUAUAUUAUUUCAUUUGUAA
Trifolium pratense (red clover) is the source of this 2126-nucleotide messenger RNA. Its product is annotated as L-ascorbate oxidase homolog. Gene Ontology annotation, molecular function: copper ion binding; oxidoreductase activity. Bases 263 to 1903 code for a protein of 546 amino acids. NCBI's taxonomy places the organism in Eukaryota, Viridiplantae, Streptophyta, Magnoliopsida, Fabales, Fabaceae. The transcript is spliced from 6 exons. The record is from RefSeq and is a predicted model, not a curated record.